Protopolystoma xenopodis is the source of this 576-nucleotide messenger RNA. The record is from the annotation of a GenBank genome assembly. NCBI's taxonomy places the organism in Eukaryota, Metazoa, Platyhelminthes, Monogenea, Polystomatidea, Polystomatidae.
AUGUAUCGACAGAACUAUCAGUCAGGCAUUCUCUCCAUCUUCUAUAGCGUUGGACAGAAGCCCUUAUUGAACUGGGCCUCUAAGGCUCAGGCCGGCGGAAUUAAACGCAUUACGGAUCAGGAGAUUCGCUCCCUUGUGCUUGACAUGCGAGCGUCAAAUAUCACCACAACAUACAUCGAAUGCCCAGCCAAACCACAUGAAACUUUGGGCAUACGCAUGCCGAUUUUUGUGCUACUAUUCAAGAAUGUAAAUCGCUUCUUCUCAUUUCAAAUUGAAGUGCUGGACUGUACUGGCUUCAAGCGCAGGUUUCGCGCCAGCAACUUUGUGAAGGUGACGUCAAUGAAGCAGUUCACCACCUCUAUGCCUCUCGUCCUGCAUCCUGGUUGGAAUACCGUUGUCUUUGAUCUACACCGGCUACUGGAUUAUUGCUAUAAGCAGCGAUUACUCGAGGUGAAUAGAGUGAAAAUUCACGCCAACUGUAGAUUGCGUCGUGUUUACUUUUGUGACAGGCCAUACAGCGAUAGCGAAUUGCCCAAGGAAUAUAAACUGCAUCUAAUGCCCAAUAUUGGAUAUUGA